CAAUAUAUUAUAAGUCGAAAUGGGAAACUGGUCGGAGUUGCCACCGGAUAUCAUCCACAUAAUCUCUCUAAGAGUUGACAACCCCUUCGAUCUGAUCCAUUUCCGAUCGGUAUGUUCAUGGUGGCGUUCCUCUAGUCUUCCCACAUACCGACCGAUUCCAUCACUUAGAUGUCCUCUUCCCCCAGAUGUCGGCGGCUGCGGAGAUGACUGCCAUAUCUUGAGGAGUCGUGUUUAUCUAAUCAAGUCUCUUUCUCACGUGCCUCACCGGUUUUGGUUGUUUAAGCUGCAAGAAGAAGAGAAUGGAGAACUUGCUCUGCAAAGCUUGUUCAGUAGAACCACCUCCUCUGAGUGGGGAUGUUCAUAUCCAAGUCUGUCACUUGACUUGCUCAACUCUCAAGUCAUUGAGCUAGCUCAAGAACAUGUCGCUCGUUACACCUAUUGGUGCGACCUAUUCGAUGAUGGUUUUCCGGCUAAAUAUGAAGAACGUGUCGGCUUUGUGCGAUUAGAUCCAGAGAACAAGGAGUUUAUGAUUUUGGGAAGGCUCUCAUUUCAAGGCCUUGGUAUGUAUAGGUCAUUUGAGGAGCGUUGGACCAAGAUCAAGACAACACCAGAUAUAUAUCCAGAAGCGUUAGCAUCGUUUAAGGGAAAAUUUUAUUCCAUAGAACCAACCGGACUAAUGAAAGUGGUAAAGCCAUCUCUAGAAGUCAAUUCGUUUCAGCGGUCGAGGCCUUGCGAUAAGACAAGGAGACGUUGGCUUGUCAAGUCGGGAGAAAAACUUCUACUAGUAGAGAUCUGCACCGAGACCCGAAAAGAGUAUUUCACACCAAGACUCCAAGACGAAAAGGGAUGGUUCGAGAUUUCGGAGUUAGACGAAGAGCGAAACGAUUGGAUUCAAGUGGAAGAUGUGGGUGGUUGCAUCUUGUUCUUGGACUACUUUUGCUCCUUCUCUUGUCUGCCCACUCAGAUUCCGGGUUUCAGACCCAACUCAAUCAUCUUCGUGAAUGUUUUUGGAGGUUAUGGACAUAAACAUUUUCAGGUGUAUGAGUUUGGUAAGCAAGGGUUUAGAUCUUUUGGAGAUAUCUCCGACUAUGUUCAACUUUUUCCAUCUCCCCCAUGGAUCAUUUCCAACGGAUGAUUGAUCAUCACAAUAAAAACGAACAUGUUUGCAUCAUCAUCACAUUUCAACCCCAAAAACUUUUAUAUCUUAUAAAGCAUACAUAAGACUGAAAUAAAGUUAUACGAAAUCAUUUAAACAUCUUUAAGAAUUAUGUAUGUAUAGAUGUAAUAUUUUUGUCGAUAAACUGAUACAAUUAUGUAAUAAGCCGAAUUUUUAAAAGUUGCAAGCAAUUUAUGUGAUACA
Molecule: messenger RNA, 1360 nt
Organism: Camelina sativa (false flax)
Lineage: Eukaryota; Viridiplantae; Streptophyta; Magnoliopsida; Brassicales; Brassicaceae
Product: putative F-box/kelch-repeat protein At5g24040
Source: RefSeq, a predicted model, not a curated record